AUGGCCUCUCCAAUUGUCGGUAUCGCUUUCGGAAAUACCUCUUCUUCCAUCGCGUAUGUCAAUCCUAAGAAUGACGUUGAUGUGAUCGCCAACCCGGACGGUGAACGGUGCAUCCCCACGGUUUUGUCUUACGUUGGCGAGGACGAAUAUCACGGUGGCCAGGCGCUGCAGCAAUUGGUCAGAAACUCUAAAAAUACCAUUAUCAACUUCCGCGACCUAUUGGGCGUUCCCUUUGCGGAAUGCGAUCUCUCCAAAUGCUCUGCCGGUGCGCCUGUUGUCGAAAUCGAUGGAAAAGCUGGUUUUGUCGUUGUCAGAGGCAACGGCCAGCAAGAAAGGCUAACCGUCGAUGAGGUCGUCUCUAGACACCUCAACCAACUCAAGCUUGCCGCUGAGGACUACAUUGGCCAGUCUGUCGCCGAGACCGUCGUCUCUGUGCCCACCAACUUUACCGACGCGCAAAAGAAGGCGCUUUACGCCGCGGCCGAAAAAGUCGGUUUGAAAAUCAUCCAACUCAUCAACGAGCCAUCCAGUGCCCUUUUGGCGCACGUCCAGGACUAUCCAUUUGACUCCGAUGUCAACGUUGUUGUCGCCGAUUUUGGUGGUGUGAGAUCCGACGCCGCCGUCAUUGCGAUCCGUAACGGCAUCUACACUUUGCUCGCCACCGCACACGACGCUACUCUUGGUGGUGACGCGCUUGACGCCGAACUCAUCGAAUACUUUGCCAAGGACUUCGAAAAAAAGAAUCACUCCAACCCACGCACCAACGCAAAGUCCAUGGCCAAAUUGAGAGCCAACGCGGAGCUUACCAAGAAGACGCUUUCGAACGUUACUUCUGCCACCAUUUCUAUUGACUCUCUUGCCGACGGUUUUGACUACCACGCCUCUGUUAACAGAAUGAGAUACGAAUUGGUCGCUAACAAGGUGUUAGGUCGGUUCGGUCAAUUUAUCGAAGACGUCAUUGCCAAGGCCGAACUAGAUCCUUUGGACGUCAGUGCUGUUCUCCUAUGUGGUGGUUCGUCGUUCACCCCCAAGUUGAGCUCGAACCUCGAAUUCCUUCUCCCAGAGUCUGUGCAGAUCUUGGGUCCUCAAAACAAAAACGCCACCAACUACCCAAACGAGUUGCUCGCUUGUGGUGCGGCUCGUCAAGCGCAGUUGCUAUCAAACUACGACGCUGAGGAGCUUGCCAAGGCGUUGGAGCCUGUCGUGAUCAACACCGAGCACUUGAAGAAAGCCAUCGGGGUCGUGGACGCUGAGGGCAACUUCGUGCCUGUGCUCUUUGCCGAAACCUCUUUCCCAGUCAAGAAAACGCUUUCUCUGAAAAGUGCAAAGGGCGACCUUUUGAUCGGCGUCUACGAGGGAGACCAUCACAUCAAGGAAACUGUUCGCGAAGUGGACCCUAAGGACGGGAACAACAAGGAUGAAGAUGACGAUGAGAGCGACUGGUCUGACGAUGACGAUGAACCGGAUGUCAUCAGAGAAAAGCACUACACUUUGGGAACAAAGUUGAUGGAGCUGGGCAUUAGAGGCGCUCAAGGACUAGAGAUCUCUUUCAACAUCAACAAGAGUGGCGUGCUAAGAGUCGCUGCUAGGGACUUGAAGUCGGGUCACGUUGUCAAGGGCGAGAUCUAA
Lachancea mirantina is the source of this 1629-nucleotide messenger RNA. The record is from the annotation of a GenBank genome assembly. Lineage: Eukaryota; Fungi; Ascomycota; Saccharomycetes; Saccharomycetales; Saccharomycetaceae.